This is a messenger RNA of Cordyceps fumosorosea ARSEF 2679, 1278 nucleotides long. RefSeq lists its product as hypothetical. The record is from RefSeq and is a predicted model, not a curated record. The transcript is spliced from 2 exons. The coding region runs from base 1 to 1278 and encodes 425 amino acids. Gene Ontology annotation, biological process: chromatin remodeling. Gene Ontology annotation, cellular component: Ino80 complex. Lineage: Eukaryota; Fungi; Ascomycota; Sordariomycetes; Hypocreales; Cordycipitaceae.
AUGGCGUCUCGCCCCAAACGCUCAGCCGCUACCAAGGCGACUGAAAACAUCUCAGUGCAAUCGAAAUGGGCUGACAAUGAAAGGGUUGACAACAGUCCCGUUCCAUUCCGCCGCUCAGGACGCUCCGCUGUAUACCGCGACGCGCCUUCAUCCCCAGAGUCAGCUAGCAUGCCAUCCCGGUCCCGUCAGUCGGCCCGUGCAGGCCGCCGCUCUGAGCAGUUCGAUGGCGGCGAAAUCGUCACCGGCAAGCGUAACCGUGGUGCCAAGAAGAGCUAUGUUGUCGAUUCCAGUCCCGAAGAGGAUGAAGAGGACGAGUUGGAGGAUGAAGUGGAGGUCGAUCUUGACGAGGACGCCGAAGGCGAGGAUGAGGUGGACAUGGAUGCCGAGGGCGAGGAUCUUGACGCCGAUGGCGAUGUCGAUAUGGAUGCAGCGCCGCCUCCACGUCGCAACAAGGUAACCAGCAUCAAGGUGUCGCGCUCCGCUAAGCCUCGUACUACUGCCAGAGCAGCCGCGUCUCGCAUUGUCGCAGGCGACGACGAUGACGAUGACGAUGACGACGAGCUUAGUGAGCCAGAUAGUGACUUGGGAGAUGCGACCAUGGGCCUGGGAGAUGAGAAUAUGGCCGACGAGGAUGCCGAAGGAGAGGAGAUUGAGGUUGCCGGAGAUGGUGAGGAGGACGAGGAAGAGGACGAAGAGGACGAGGACGAGGACGAGGAGCAGGACGAAGAAGAGGAUGCCGAGGGCGAAGCAGAUAUCCAAGAGCUGGAAAGCGAUGAUGAUGGCAGCCGCGCUGGCACACCAGACCUCGCAAAAAUGACCAAGCGCCAGAGAGCCCGCUUUGAUGAGCAGCCGCAAGAAUACAUGAAGCUGUCGGACGGUGCGUGCCGAGACACCGAUGAUGCAUACGCAAAGCUAAUCAUAUUUACUGCAGAGGUACAAGCAAAAAAGGUUUUCACGGCAGAAGAACUGUCUAUGCGCCGCCAGGAAAUGGCCCGCCGUCGGCGAAAUCUGAGCGAGAAGCGUAAUGAAGAGGUCAAGAUGGAGACCAUCAACAAACUACUAAAGAAACAGGCGCCAAAGACGAGCAAAAAGGGCGCCCGUGGUAACUCACUUGAGGCCGAUGCUAAGCCGGCCGCAACUCUGAUUCGAUGGGUGAGUAACAAGGGAGGCAGUAAGAUUGCCGUGCCCGAGGAGAUCAUGGGGGGCCCGAUGGGCAAUGUGUUCGGGCUGGCGAGCAAGGGUAGCAACGGAACUAGGAUGGUGGAAGAGGUGGCGUAA